AGCUUUCCUAUUGGUCGACAAGCCACUAGACUACAAUGCGAAAAGCCCCGAUUGGUCCGUGGCGAGGAAAUAAGCGAGGUUUGGGGGCGGGGCGGGGCAGGGCAGGGCAGUCCGCGCAAAAUGUUAGUUUCGUCUCCAGCAUAUGACGUCAUCGUCUACCUAUUCUCCGAGUAGGGAUGAAAAUACAUUUAAAAAAGAAAUAAAAAUAACACUUUAUACACACUAUUAUCAGACGUCAUGACGUCAUCAUAUACGUGCUAUCAUGGAAUAGGGAUGGAAAUACGUUUAAAAAGAAAAUAAAAAGAACACUAUAAAGUUGAUACACACUUAGUAUAUUGGGAUGACGUUCCCACGGGCGCUUGACAACUUCGUUCUGCGUCGCCUACGUGGACCGGAUAGGAACCUGCAUUCCGGGAAAGUCUAGCCGUUCGCCACUCAUUUUGUGGGGGUUGAUAAUGAAGAUAAGUGUUGAUUUUCUUUUUUAUUGCCACGCAAGUUUAACAGAAAAAUCAUUUAUUUCUACCCAUUUCUACCCAUUCUCCUCUCUUCCUUCCUUCCUUCCUUCCUUCCUUCCAUCACGCCUCAUUGGUGCGAUUCCGUUUUUUUUAACUCCACUCACUUGUCAUUGGUUUGAGUUGACGCCGUGCGGUCUAAAUGGCCCGCCGACGGCUGACCUUUAUCAAAACUGCUGCCUCGACCUUCCGCAGUAAAGGUCAGUGAGCGACUAAGACCUCGUCUGUCUACUCGCGGCAUUUGCUCUGUUCAAGCGCAACGACUUGAGCUCUUUUUCCCCAAAGCUCUUGUGGUUUUUCUGCCCGAUUCGGACGUCCAAAUAGUCCUUUGGCGGGACAUGUCAGCAAUGUUUCAGGGGCCCUCAGAGUGCUGCCCAAGAUUUCGGAACACGCGGCCCACGUAGAGCAGACCCAGGAUGGAAAGGUCGGCCAAGGUAGAAGAGACCCAGAAUGGAAAAGUCGGCCUGGCGAGCUCGUUUCAACGCUUCUGCAACGGCCUUUUUGCUUCCCGUUUUGGAGAUGGACAAAGACAAACAUUUGUUCUGAGUGCAAGCAAAGUGACAAGGAAUUGGAUUUGGUGACAGAAAACGGCAAAGUCUCACAAGUCCACCUUUUUUAGUAAAGUGAUCAACGUCCUUUCUCCCACCUUGGCUGUGUUUGGAUUUGUAGCUCCGCCCCCACCCCCCGCACUUCUCCCUCUUCCCCCUUUCCAUCUGCGCGUCACUGACCCGUUCGUUCGUUCCCUUACCGUUUGUCCUCAACGAGCAUCUUUGCCAUCGGAGAGGACGCCGCUGCCGCUGCCGCCGCCGCCGCCCCGCAUGCGCUUUCUUCAUCCACCCAGCAGUGAAGCGAAUCUGCGAGUGGCGAGCGACGAUGAGCGACGCCAUUCGUGCGCUGACGUUGGCCUUGCUGUGGCUGAGCGCGGCCGAUGGCUUCCGAUGGUUUUCUCCCGAGCCGGACCUUUCCCCGAACGUCCACGAGACGGAUAAGGCGCUGUCCGUGACGUCACAGCCUUCCCGAGUCUUGUCACGGCGCGGCGGCGACGCCACCUUACCUUGCACCGUCCGCCGCCGCGACGGGUGGCCGGCGCCCGAUGGAAAGAUGAGGAUCAAGUGGACCAAGCUGCCGUCCGGCUUGCUGACGGAGGUGGAUGUUUUGGCCGCCGCCGAGCAGCACAAGAGAAGCUACGGAAGUUUCCACGGCCGCGUGCGCCUGCGGAGCGCUUCCGCUUGGGACGCCUCGCUGGUCAUCCAUGACAUCACUUUGGAUGACUACGGAAGCUAUAAAUGUGAGGUCAUCGACGGGCUGGAAGACGCGGCGGCGGUCGUGUCGCUCGACCUGGAAGGGCUGGUGUUCCCGUAUUCCUCCCGGCUGGGCCGCUACAACCUGAAUUUCCGGGACGCCGAGCGGGCCUGCCAGGAGCAGGACGGCGUGGUGGCGUCCCCGGAGCAGCUGCGCGAGGCUUGGCGAAGGGGCCUGGACUGGUGCAACGCCGGCUGGCUGAGCGACGGCUCUGUGCGCUACCCCGUCACCUCCCCCAGGGAGCCCUGCGGCGGACAGAACACGCCGGCGGGCGUGCGCAGCUACGGCCCGAGAGACAAAGACUCCAGCCGCUUUGACGUCUUCUGCUUCACGUCGCACUACAAAGGUGAUUUCUACUUCCUACCGCGGGUGGGCAAGCUGACGUACGGCGAGGCGGCGGCGGCGUGCCGGCGGGACGGCGCCCGGCUGGCCACCGUGGGCCACAUGUACGCCGCCUGGAAGCUGGCCGGCUACGACCGCUGCGACGCCGGCUGGCUGGCCGACGGCAGCGUCCGCUACCCCGUGGCCAGGCCCCGGCCGCGCUGCAGUCCCGCCCGCCCGGCCGUCGGCUUCCUCGGGUUCCCCGACAAGAAGCACAAGCUGUACGGCGUCUACUGUUUUGGGCCCGGACGCCGGGCGGCACGCUAAAAGGCGCCACGCGUGGACAGAACACACACACACGCAAGACAAAAACACCCAUUGACCGACCCAAAGGAACGCGCGCGCGCACACACUGGAAAGAAAAAGAAAAAAAACAACCUAAGACGAUUCUCUCACUGAAUGUUUUGUGUUCUUUUGCUCCAACGACAUUCAUGGUGUACUAUUCAUGGAUCCAUCCAUCACAAAACAACGUGCAUCCAUCCGUCCAUCCAUCCAUCCACCC
Messenger RNA from Syngnathus typhle (broad-nosed pipefish), 2697 nucleotides. Its product is annotated as hyaluronan and proteoglycan link protein 1-like. Lineage: Eukaryota; Metazoa; Chordata; Actinopteri; Syngnathiformes; Syngnathidae. The record is from RefSeq and is a predicted model, not a curated record. Gene Ontology annotation, molecular function: hyaluronic acid binding. The transcript has 6 exons. Bases 1386 to 2462 code for a protein of 358 amino acids. Gene Ontology annotation, biological process: cell adhesion.